AUGACUGUCUGGGUCCUAGCCACCCCAGGUCAACUCAGCAGGGUCAACAACCCUACUCAUAUCUCAACACUGGGUUACAACCCCAGGGCACAAGGCCCGGGCAGCAGCAACCCCAGGGCACGAGGCCGGGGCUGCAGCAGCCCCAGGGCACAAGGCCCGGGCCGCAGCAACCCCAGGGCACAAGGCCGAGGCUACAGCAACCCGAGGGCACAAGGCCCGGGCUACAGCAACCCCAGGGCACGAGGCCCCUGCUGCAGCAACCCCAGGGCACGAGGCCCGGGCUGCAGCAACCCCAGGGCACAAGGCCCGGGCUGCAGCAACCCCAGGGCACAAGGCCGAGGCUACAGCAACCCCAGGGCACAAGGCCCGUGCUGCAGCAACCCCAGGGCACAAGACCGAGGCUACAGCAACCCCAGGGCACAAGGCCCCUGCUGCAGCAACCCCAGGGCACGAGGCCCGGGCUGCAGCAACCCCAGGGCACAAGGCCCGGGCUGCAGCAACCCCAGGGCACAAGGCCCGGGCUGCAGCAACCCCAGGGCACACGGCCCGGGAUGCAGCAACCCCAGGGCACAAGGCCCGGGCUGCAGCAACCCCAGGGCACAAGGCCCGGGCUGCAGCAACCCCAGGGUACCAGGUUGUGGUUUCAUCUCCCGCCAAAAUCAAUUCAUUAACUCCCACAGGAGUCCAGCACAGCCCUUUUAUUAUUCCAAUUGA
Haliotis rufescens (red abalone) is the source of this 714-nucleotide messenger RNA. RefSeq names its product spidroin-2-like. The coding region runs from base 1 to 714 and encodes 237 amino acids. The transcript has a single exon. Lineage: Eukaryota; Metazoa; Mollusca; Gastropoda; Lepetellida; Haliotidae. The record is from RefSeq and is a predicted model, not a curated record.